AUGCCUGGAACAAAAGACGAGGUUGCUGUUGAGACACCAGAAACCACCACAGAGCCCAUUGUUGCAAAAACAGUGGAAGAUGUGAAGGCAAAGUCCGAAGAGUCUCCAGAGGUAGAAGAAAAAACUACAGAGGAAGAAAAGUCAGAGGAAACAAAAGAUGAAACCACAAAUGAAGCCAGUUCAGAUGCAGCUGAAUCAAAUACAGAACCUGAGAGUGCUGCAGAAAAACGACCUGCAGAAGACAAAGACGAGGAUACUGAAGACGGAACCCCAAAGAAGAAGGCAAAAACAGAUUCAAAUGAGACAGAGUCAUCAAACGGCACAGACGAGACGGAAGGAGCUGUCGAAUCUGCUUAA
Messenger RNA from Candidula unifasciata, 357 nucleotides. The record is from the annotation of a GenBank genome assembly. NCBI's taxonomy places the organism in Eukaryota, Metazoa, Mollusca, Gastropoda, Stylommatophora, Geomitridae.